Molecule: messenger RNA, 4613 nt
Organism: Xenopus tropicalis (tropical clawed frog)
Lineage: Eukaryota; Metazoa; Chordata; Amphibia; Anura; Pipidae
Source: RefSeq, a predicted model, not a curated record
UGUCAGUACCUAAUCUGAGCAGCUGUGGGCCGGGAGUUGCUCAGCCCAAUUUCCCUAGAACUUUAGUUCCAGACCCUUCGGCCAGAGACACAAGACUGGAGAAUAAGAUUGAAUCAUUUUAUCUUCAGGAAAAGCCCCCAAAAUGGCGGAUUCGGGGUCAGCGACCAAGCGCCACAACCCGGUCGACAGCAUCUGCCGUAAGAUCAAGACCAUUCAGAUGAGGGAUCAGGAUUCCAACCCCAACCUGCAGAUCCCCAAGUUCCAGUCGCGGAACUUCGACAGCCCCCAGUCCAACACCAAGAAGAACCUGGAGGAGGUGCUCAAGAACAGGACAGUCAAGAACCCUGAUAAAGAACAGGGGGGUAUCUCUUCUCCUGGGGGCCGCGUCUUCUCCCCGGGGCCCAGUUUGGCCUCUCCGUGUCUACGGACGGUGGCCCCAAGCGACUCCCCGCUGGGCAAUGCCGCCUACUCCAUCAACCUGACCGUGACGGACAAGAACAAGAAGAUCUGGCCAACCAAGUCUCAGAGUUGCUCCACCCCAGUUGUCUACGCCGGGGACCUCCAGUUCAAGUUCUCCCAGUCGGCCAUUCCCAGCGCCCAGUACAAAAGCAUUUUGCUGGAGGAGCCGUCGAUCCCCUGCACCCCCAGUUUCUACUUUGCAGAUCGGAAGUCGGAAACCAUCGCCCUCCAGUCCCCGGUGGUCAAGAGACUGUCGCUGAGCGAGACUGCAGGCUUCCGGCGGCCCCUGGAGCACAAAGCGGAGAACGCGUCGGAGGUGAGUCUGAUCUGUGAGGAGGACCUGCUGGACAGCAUCUUCCACGCCUGCGACUCCGACCACCGAGGUAAAGUCGCCGUGUCCAAGAUCGUGGAUUAUCUGCGACACACGACAAGUCGCGGCUCAGAGGACAGUGGGUUGGACGAACUGUGUAACAUGUUGGACCCGGAGAAGCAGGACAUUUCCAUGGACCUAGAGACCUAUCAGGCCAUCAUGAAGGAAUGGAUCGACGACUGCAGGAACAACUGCACUGAUCACAGUAAGAUGAAGGAGUCGGCCCUGGGGCCGGAGGAGUCCAUGUUUAAGCUGCGGGAGAGUCUCCUGGCCGUGAGGAGGAUCUCUGGGACCAUGAACAUCACGUCGGGGAGUCUGGAGGCGUUUGGGGGGGACAUAUCCAGGGGAGACCUGGAGACGUCGGACCUGAUCACAUGUGUGGCCGACCUGCAGUACAAUAACCAGAAGCUGCAGGAGCAGCAGGCCAAGCUGAAGGCCACCAUCGAGGCCCUGGAGGAGGCCAACCAUCGGCUACUGGAGGAGAACGAGGAGCUGCACAACCAGUGGAAGAGUUCCCAGCAGGCCAUAACUCGAGCGAGGGUCCUGAAGGAGGAGCUGGAGGAGAUGAAGACGAACAUGAGCAGCUCGGAGGAGAGGAAGGCGCAGGUCGUGGCGCAGAACAAACUGCUGGAGAAGGACAAUCUCUCCCUAAUCCAUAAGAUCAGCGGCCUGCAGGAAGAGAAUAUGAGGGGGACCCUGGAAGCUGAAGGACUCAGGAAAUCCAUAUCCGAGAUCACAGACAAAGUCGCCAUCCUGCAGAUGCAACUGAGCGAGUCUGAGAAUGCGCUGCAAAAGCGGGACGCCACCCUACAUAUGAAGGAGCUGUACAUUGAGGAGCUGAGAUCCACGCUGAUGGACUAUGCGUCGGUCAUUGAGAACCUGAGAACGGAGAAAUCGAAGCUGGAGAAUAAUUUGCAUCAAAUGGAGCAAGAGCUCCUCUCGAAUGGGAUUUCCUCCCCAAUUACCCACAAGUUCAGCCGAAUGAUAUCGGGGAGUCUGAAUUCUCUGCAGUCUGAGCUGGAACUUGCCCAGCAGUCUCCCGAGGUCUCUGUGGCCGAAUGGAUGAACCAAUCAGGGCAAACAACAUCCCUUGAUAUCACCUUGGACCGCGAGGUUCUGCUGCUGCUUCAAGGCCCCGGGCAGGAUCAGGCGGCUGUGGAAUUCAAAUCCAUAAUGCAAAGCUUGCAGGGGGAGACGUGUGGGAUGGCGGAUCUGGUUCUGGUGUCGCUGCGGCGCCUGAUUGAGUCCAACACAGACGCUAAGGAUUUGCCGGGGAAGAUGCUGGAGAUUAUAAAGGCCGACUUAAAGGAGAAGCGCAGCAGUUGGACCCAUAAGCUGAAGCAACUGGAGAAGCACCGGGAGUCUCUAGACAAGGAGUUUGUGAAGAUGGCGGGGAGUCUCCGGCGGCUGAAGACGGAACAGGUUCAUAUGAGGAAAGAGCUGUCCGCCAGAUGCCAAGAGCUGGAGAUGGCGAGGCAGAGGCAGGAGGAGGCCGAGGGCAGAACAGAGGCCGUCGCUCUCCGGGUCAAAGAACUUGCACUUCAGGAAGUGGAUUUCACCCAAAAGGUCGGGGAGCUGGAGGGAGUACUCGGUGCUGUGCGGGCUCAGAACCAGGCUCUGGCGGGGCAACUGGAUCAGGCAAAUGUACAGAGGAAGGACCUGCUGGCAGCGAAAGAUUCACUAACUGCCAACUGUCAGCUCCUCCAGCACAACUGCACCGAGCAGCAAAAGACCAUCCAAUCCCUCCAGGAGAAACUGUUUAAAGGGCAACUCUGCCGCCUCCUGUGUCAGAACUGCUCCGAACAGAACCCAGUGGAUGAGACCGGUGCCCCCGCGUUGGAUGUGGAGCCCCCAGGUGGGAGGGCCGAUAAGAAAUGUAUCUGCAAGAGAUUCUGUAUCCAAGAAGCAAAUCGCCUGGUCCGAACCCCAAAAAGCAGCCGUGAUUCCCACCCACAGUGUGUGUAUACCCCCCUGCUAGACGCACUGACGCUGGAGAUAUUACAGUUAUACCCCAGACUGGGGGGGCGCAGUUUCUCUCGUUUCGGGGGCAGGACCCAAGGGAAAGCCGUGGGGGCCAAACACCGGGAGUUCGGCAAAACCCCGACGUCGGAGGGGGAUUCUGUGAAUCUAAACAAGGGCAAGUUCGUGUCUCGGGGGGUUCAGACGGAUGUGGGUGACCCUGCUGCUCCCUCUAUGGAUCUUCCUUUCCCACAGGGCCACAGAGCUGACAAUCAGUCGGGGGACCCCAAUAACAGCAGCGGCGUCGCCCUGAAUUCCCAGGAUGCCCCCAGUAGCACCGCCUCUGCUAUGGAUACCACCCUCAUUCCGUCAGUUUCUGAAACCCCAGAACCAGAUAACGAGCGGCUUGUGAAGGAGACGGAGGCUGUUGUGUCGGAGGAACCCCCAGUAGAACAUGAAGCCAUGGAAUGUGCAAAGGCCACUGAUACUGAAGUGCCGCAGCGUGAGACUGGACAAGGCCCUUGGCAAAAAGAACCUAUUUUGGAAGAUGCAGAAGUGAAAGUCGGGGGGGGCCCAUUGGCGGGUCAAGAAGCAAAUCCUCUGCCCCCGACUCUUCCAGCCGACCCCCCCACUGAUCCACCGGAGGAAAAUAUUCACGGCGCCAAUAACCAGAAGGAGAUGGAGACUGAGUUCCUGCGCUUGUCCCUUGGGUUUAAAUGCGACCUCUUCACUCUGGACAAGCGGCUGCGGCUGGAGGAGCGCUCUCGCGAUUUGGCAGAGGAGAAUCUGAAAAAGGAGAUUGCAAGUUGCACCAAACUGCUGGAGGCGUUGGCGCCCCUGUGUGAGGAAGACAACGAGUCCCACGAGAUAGUGAAGAAGCUGGAGAAGGCCCUGCAGUUCCUCGGGGUACACACUGCCAGGGUGGCCAGUCGGGCAGAGAUGCUGGGGGCCAUUCACCAGGAGAGUCGGGUCAGUAAGGCCGUGGAUGUGAUGAUCCAACACGUGGAGAACCUGAAGCGCAUGUACGCCAAGGAGCACGCGGAGCUGGAGGACCUGCGGGAACUUCUCCACCAGGGCGACCGCUCCAGCUUCUCCACCGAGCGAGAUGAGAAGUUGUCGUCGUCUUUACCCGCAAAGCCGUCGUCUCUCAGGAGAGUCAGUAUGCCGACCUAUACCCGCAGCAUGGUGGAACCAUUUGGAGGGGAUAAAAUAGAUGGAAAGUUCCACAAGAGAUCGAACAGCUGGAAACUGAUGGGGUCGAAGCAGAAUGAGAAUCGCCCGAAUCUGCAGCGUUUUGCCACCAAUUACCCCCGGCCCGACCCGACCGACGAGGAGUUAAUUCAAGAGGAUGAAGGAAGCCCGGAGUUCCCCGAGAUUCCCCAGGACGACAUGGCGAGGAAGUUGAGUUUCCUGGAAAUGGCGCCCCCCCCACACAAGUGCAGUCUGUACCACCGGGCGCGCUCCUGGGCGUCCGAUCUGAAGAAUUCCGUUUCGUCCCUGAACAAGACCGCGACGGUAUCGGUUAUGGUGUUCUUCCUGCUGGCGGCGCUGGCGAGCUUCCUCGUGGGACUGUCCUUCCAGAGACCAGUGGAGGGCGCCCCGGAGGGGACGGGAGACUCUUGGACGGCGCUGCAGCAGUUUCUGUGGCCCUAUACCGGGCUCCACCACAACGGCCAGCCCCCCGUGUGAGAGCGUCGGACCCCCCCGGCCGUGAUAGAAUCCAUCGCUUCCGGACUAAUUUAAUAAUAAUAUUUUAUAGAAGGUUUUACAGGAGAGGAAAAAAAAUUUCUAUUUUGUAUGUUGCCUAAAACUCCGCCCCCCCCCC